GACAGCAGCAGCUCCGAGAACCAACGGCGGGGUUGGUCGCUUCAUUUUUUUCAAAAAACAUAAUAUAAACAUUAUCUCUCAACAAAAUGAAGUUCCCCUACUCGUAGACUCGCGAGGAUAUGGUGAGGAGAAGGUGUCCCAUGCUGCAUUAGCGUCAUAGUGGCAUGCUGGCCUGUCUGCAGUAUCAGGUGACCCUAUUGUCAGAUUUCUCUCCCGUACGCAGAUGAACACUGGACUUCAGAAAUGGGAAACUACACAGAAGAUAAGAUCUGCCAGCUAUCCAACCCCAGCAGAGUUAGAUGCCUUUGCUAAGAAAGUUGCCGACAGCCCUCUGACCAUUCAGAUCUUCCCCAACAGUGUUAAAGUUCCUCAAAGGAAGCACAUUCGCCGCACAGUCAACGGGCUCGACACGUCCUCGUCCAGCCAGCGCCACAGUCCCUACCCGUCUCAGGUCAGCUCCAGUAGGGGUCUUCUGGCCGUCCUCCGUGCGCCCGCCAAAGGUGUCGUCAAAGAGUCGGACGGCAGCCGCGCCCGGCACCUUCAGAAGGCUGCCAUGAACCCUCACAGUGGGCCGUACGCCGCUCAAAGCACUUUAAAUCUCCCUCAACCCGCCCCUCUCCAACAAGGCCCGACGCCGCCCGAGGCCCAGAAGCAGGGCAUGGUUCACCCGCAGGCGCUUCAGCAAAGCAUGACUCAUCCAAUGACUUUACAGCAGCCUCCAACCAUGUCCAACCCACAGGCUUUACAGCAAAGGAGCAUGGCUCAUUCGCAAGCCAUGCAGCGGCAGCAGAGUUUGUCCCAGGUUCCGACUCCGCAGCAGAGACCGACUCAUCCGCAGAGCCUCCAGAGGCAGCCGAGUCUGCCUCGUACCCAGGCGCAGCAGCAGGGCCAGCCUCAUCCCCCAGUUGUACCGCAGCAGCAUCUUCCUCAUCUGCAGACACUAAAGCAUCACACGGCUCCUCCGCAAGCUUUACUCGCACAGCAGGGAGCGACUCAUGACCUGCGCCACAUGUCGGAUGGAGCUCAGCCUCCGAGCAUACAGCACACGCAUGGUUUGAGUGGCCCGCAGCCCGUCCCCCAGGCUGCGGGUGCGGGGCCUCCAACCGUGCCCAACAGCCUCCAGCAGCCCCCGCCGGGGGCAUACGGGCCCCGGAAGCUCCCCGAUGCCGAUGUGCCACCAAAUGUAACCGUAUCUACCUCCACCAUCCCACUGUCCAUGGCGGCCGGCUUGCAUCCGAACCGGCAGAGUGACCUCAGCAGCAUCGUGCACCAAAUCAACCAGCUGUGCCAGGCACGGGCUGGUGUGGGCAACACCUCUGUCUGCGAGGGCCAGAUCGCGAACCCUGGCUCCAUCAGCCGCAACUUGCUCAUCAACGCCAGCUCCAGGGUGUCCUCUCACCACCCGGCCCUGGGCUCCGUGCCCAGCUGCCUCAUGGUGGGCCCCCAAGACAAAGCCACAGCUCGCACUCCCAAUCCUGCUCUCCACUCACAGCCCAGUAUAGCUGCUACUAAUACUAUACCUGCCUUUCACACAGACCCAGAAAAGGUACAACUGCAGCACCAGCAUCUGCAACACCAUUUACAUCAGCAGAAACAACAACAACAACAGCAGCAGCAAUUACAGCAGCAGCAACAUCUGCAGCAGCAGCAGCGUUCCUGGGCCCAGCAUCAACUGGCCCACAUGCAGCAGCCGCCUGAGGAGGCUCAUCCCUGCAAGAACCCCCGGAUGGAGCCUUCAACCGAGUGCGCUUUCCCCCCUCGAAACCCCAACUAUUCCCACAAGCUACCCAAUGCCGCACAGUCCUUCACCCUGAAGCACCCCUCAGAAAAAGCACCGCCGUCGUCCCCCAGUAACUGCCCAGUAGGUUCUAUGCCUUACAAUAAUGGCCACUACAUGCAGCCGCCGUGGGGCGGCAUCCCGGCCACAGCAGGUAACGAUGGUUCCGGUCCUCAGGACCUCCCCGUGGCUUUCCAGGGAGGGCAUGCUGCCGCCUCCGCAAACCGCAUCCCAGGGGCAAAGUACAGGCCGGGCAAAGAGGGCCCCUCCGACCAGUCCAAGUUGAUGCAGAACGUGGAUUUCUUAGGAGGGGACUUCCAGAUGCCAAGCUAUCAGGAGCAAAACAUGGGCGUUGUGGAGAAGAUGCACAGGUCGGCCAUUGGCCAAGUUCAGGAGCCCGACAACGGCGGAGGCGGUCACCCUCAUCACCCGGGCUACCACUAAAACGUGCGCUUAUCCCCGCUCUGCCCCCUCCCCUUAUUGUGUUUUGAGUUUUAUCUCAACUGCUACUUUCAGCUCCUGUAGUUUAUUCAUUAAUAUCUUCCAAGUGAUCAAUUGCAUUUUAAUGGCUUCAGAGCUCUAUUUGUCGACCCCACCAGGUUGUGUUAGAGUAUUCCUCAGGUCUUCAGCCAUGUCGUACCUUUGUUGCAGAUGAAGGUUCUUUUGAGAUUGUUGUCCGCUGUCGAGUAGAACUCCUCGUUUUCAUCACUGGCAUUAAUGUGCUGCUCUUUGUUCGCGUAUAUAUUGUGUUCUAAAAUAUUAAUUUGCAGAUGAAAAUGUGCUCGUCACAGUGCUUUUUCCUAGGUUGACAUGUAGACACUUAUUUUGAGCAUUUGUGGCCUUACAACUGCCCAAAGGCAAGAUAUUAGGAGGUCCUUGUGUGAUGUUUUUUGCUUGCAAUUAUUUAUCCUCUUAACAGGUUUGUGAUCCAUUUAAAUAAGGUUACAUGUAUAUGCAAUUAAUAAGACUGUUAAGGUUUCUGUCCCAGAGGCUCCCUCAUAGGUGUACACUUGUUAAUGGGGCCGAUAUCAGGAAUAUAACGUGGCUCCUGAAUGGCGAUGUUUGUGGUCCAGCUAGUUUCUCUUCUUCCUUCUGCAUGGUUCACUGGGUGAUCAGUGUGCGCCCCCUAACCAUCACAGAUUUUUUUGUAAAAAAAUUAGACUCCAGCACUAGCAAAUAAAGAAAUAACGGUAACACUCUCCAUGUAGUUUCUCGAGUUGCAAGUAGUUAUCUUUAUGUUUGGUAAGUCUAAAGUGUGUGUGUGAUAUUUCAAGAAUCGCUUUGGAAUAACUUAUUUUAUUACCGUUUCUGUCGUAUUUCUGUAGACGGCCCGACUUGAACUGUAGACCUUUCGUUUUAAAUGUUACGGCCUAUUGUCUGGCAGAAGGAGCAUAAACUCUAUUGGCCCCGAUUCGUCUAAGUGAUGUGAAGCAGAAGGGCAUCCCAUUAAUAUUAAAAUGACGUACGUAUGUGAAAAGCAAAUUGAUCACUUGCAAGUGCGCAAAUACUUAAAAUACUGCAUGCUGGGAAAACUGCUUAAUUUCCCCACGCCACUUUACUACUGUAAUCCACGUGAGCUGAUGCGGACGUUGGCUGUGGCUUGAGGCGAAUCAUCUCCUGAUCGCAGAGGCCUCGCAGCGAGGUGUGUUUCUGCUCCCUGUAAAGACAAAGUAAGGACGUUGAGAGCUGGACCCGCUUCCUCCUCUCGUCCUCUUUAGGUUGAUGUUGUCUCGGGCAAUGCAUUGCUCCGAUAGCCGCGAGCCUUCUGGGAAAAGCCUUAAAUGUCACGGUAGUUAUCCUCUACUUAAUACUUUCCGUAACUGUCUUCCUUCAGUCGUGUGUGUGUGUGGCUAAUCCUACGUGUUGAUAAAUCACAUCAAAUGUUGCCUAUCAAGGAUUUUAAGAUGAUUUAAAUAUCUGAAUAGAAAUUAGCAGAAAGAAUAGAUCUGUAGAACAGGGCUGUAACAGUUAUUUUAAAUUAUUUGGACUGGUUCUUUUUUUUUUUUUGUAUUAUACUUAAAUAUCCUGAUUUUGUUUAAUUUAUUAUUCUUUUGGGACCACUGCUUCCUGAAGCCAUAGGUGUAUUCACGUUGGGUGCCAUAGGUAAAUUGUCUGCGAAAUAAGAGCUUUGCCCCUGUGCACCCGUUAUUUAAUCACGUCUUUCACAACGCUGAGCUUUUCGGGGGGGGUUUUCUGAAUUGUCCUUGGAAAAACACAGAACGGGUCAAAAGGGAGGAAGAGCGGCAAGAAAGACAGCCGAGGUGCGAGCUGUAGCUUUUCUGGAUUUUGGUCUUAUAUUUAAUGGCAGUUUUUUUGGUUUUGUUUCCUGGCUCUCGUGUUUUAUGUGCCUGCCCCUUAAAGCUGCUAUACACUUUUAAUCUUAACACGCACUAUGAUUUGUGUAUGUGUGAAUAGUAAUGAUGUUUGGGCUGUAUCGGUGAAAAUCAGUUCCUUUUAUGAUAUAGCCGUAGGGUGGAAAUUGCCACCACUCAAAUGCUGGGAAAUGUGGUCUUUAUUCCAAAUAUAUAAUAACUGACCAGUAUACAGAGUGGUUUUAAAGAGUUCAACCCACCGCAGUCUCAAGGCGAGAUGCAUUGCAGGCCCGUGUGGGUUUCUGAACCUCUGCGCUAAUCGAUCCGACAUACCGGCCCGGUUUAUUUUUGAACUGCCUCGUUACAGCCCGACAUAGUCAGGUUCUACAGUUUCAUAUGAAGUGCCUCAACUGGGCUAAGUAUGGAGUAAUGUGCAAAUGGAUGCUUGUGUGGAUGUGUAUGUUAAGCUUGGGUACUCGCACCAACAAAAACGUGCACAAGUUAAUCUGACGGGGGACCAAGCUACUUAAUUAUAACUACUGAUACUGUGUCAUGGACUUGAAGUCCUGAAGCGUGCUGCGACUCCUCGAUGCCGUCGCGAUGUGUGAACUUUUUGCUGCUGACUCACUAACCAAAGUGUCCAAGCGUCCCUCUCUGAAGCCACCUCGGCCUAAAAGCCUCGCUGAGCUUGUACCCGGUGACCUAAAGGAGAUCCUCUGCCUUCGCUUGUCACGGUUAAAGAAAAUCCUGUGAAGUAAAGAUGUGAACGGAGCGUUAAAAAGAAAUCUAGAGUGAGUGGUUCCUGUCUGCCCAGUGCACCCCAAUAUCGUUUCCCCUAAGACUGAGAUGUCCUAAACGGAACUUUGUAUGGUCUUUGGUUUCGUUUCACAUUUUUAUCAUGCAGAAAUGUUGCCACACACAGUACACGUCGACGUGUAAGAAUCUAAUGUAGCUGAUAAAUGGCAAUAUCUAUUGGGACACAGGUAUGAGAUGACUCUCUAGAUUUAUUUUUACUCCGAUUUAUCUGAUUGUCUUUGAUUAAUUGAAGAUGUCAUGUUGUGAACGGUGGUGGUGGAGGGCUUACUUUCUCUACUUUGUGAAAAUGUGAUAUUCCAGUUUUGCCUAACCUUCAGGAAUAAAAAUGCCUUGCACAAACAUUCCCCCUAACCAAAAUAAAAAUUUGCAAACACACGU
Messenger RNA from Pseudoliparis swirei, 5283 nucleotides. Its product is annotated as protein FAM222B-like. Lineage: Eukaryota; Metazoa; Chordata; Actinopteri; Perciformes; Liparidae. The record is from RefSeq and is a predicted model, not a curated record. The coding region runs from base 224 to 2221 and encodes 665 amino acids. The transcript has 3 exons.